Molecule: messenger RNA, 1089 nt
Organism: Ostertagia ostertagi
Lineage: Eukaryota; Metazoa; Nematoda; Chromadorea; Rhabditida; Trichostrongylidae
Source: the annotation of a GenBank genome assembly
AUGCCGGAACGUGCCGUUGACGAUAGCGUUUAUGGGCUAGUGGAUGCGGUGUCCAGACAUACGAAGGAUGUGAAUCCACAAUUUCUCUCGCCUCGUUUACUACCGUUAUUGCCGAACAAGUACAGUGUUUCCAAAUCGCUGCUCUCUCCAGAUCUUUUUCCGUUCUACAAGGACGACACCGGCAACAGUGUGUUACCGAUUCCUGAGGUGUUGGAGAAGUCCGGUCUCAAUUCAAACGAUCGAAGUGCGAUACUGGAGCUGGUUAUGGAUGUAGCUGGUGUGAACGAAGUCGUGGAAAAAUCGCUUAAUCUGAUGAAGAACAUGAAGCUAGUUGGAUUGGAUAAGGAUUUGAUAUCUAUCACAAACGCGAUUGACAACGCUUUCCUUGGACUUGAGCGGACUUUGAAAACAGACCAACGACGUGAGCUCGCAGGACGUCAGUACUCGUUCCUCACGAAAGAUCAGCUGCUGCAACUGUAUGGAGAAAACGGUAUCGUGAACACAACUAUGGCCGAUUUGCCAUUCGACAUCGACGAGUUCGACUCGAUGAGUCAACUGGAAAAGGAUGAGGCGCUGAAGAAUGCUGUUCGUCUUAUGGCUGAAGAUCCGAAAGCGCUCCAUCGACACCGACGAUACAAACGAACCAUCAAAGUUCAAUUUUUCCGACAUACCACACUAGCACCAUACGCUUUCGCUCCGACGAUCAAUACGUUCAAUAUACUUGGUCCAGUGACGUUAUCACCAAGUCUUUUCUCACCCAAUGUGCUUUCGCCGCUUCUAUUGAGUCCACCAGUUAUCUCACCGCAGGUGGGCAAUCCGCUGAUCUUCUCGCCGUACGUGCUCGGUCCAAAUGUACUUUCGGCGGCUGUGAUGAACGCCUACGUAUUCUCACCGUAUGUGCUCUCACCAAACGUCAUCAACCCGUACGUGCUGUCACCUUUGAUUCUGUCGCCGUAUGUGCUUUGUCCAGAUGUCGUCUCACCGACUAUCCUUUCCGGUGUGGUCCUUUCCCCCUCCGUACUUUCGCCAUCAAUAUUCACUGAAUCGGCGCUUUCUAUUAACGUACUUUCUCCAUCAGUUUUAUCAUAG